Messenger RNA from Saccostrea cuccullata (small rock oyster), 1595 nucleotides. RefSeq lists its product as uncharacterized. NCBI's taxonomy places the organism in Eukaryota, Metazoa, Mollusca, Bivalvia, Ostreida, Ostreidae. The transcript has 5 exons. Bases 92 to 877 code for a protein of 261 amino acids. The record is from RefSeq and is a predicted model, not a curated record.
AUUUUUAAUUAUAUAAUAAAUCCUAAGAAAUGUAACACUCAUCACUACUGACAUAGGGAACCUUUCUCUUUAAAAGUUCUUAAGUUACAGAAUGUUGCGUGGUUUUAUCUCUUUGUUGCUACUUAUCUGCACACUGAACAGAGCAGCAGCUGAUCAUCUCAGCAAAGACCCACCCCCGGGGGAAUCCACGGACCCACAGCUACAAAUCGUGUACAACGACAGGCUAAGGGAGGUGAUGAGGAAAUUCAACAUCACAGAGGCAGACAUGAAUAUGAUGCUGUCAAAUUUUGUAGAGGGUGGGAAGUCCCCAACUAUAACGAAAAGCGUCCUCAAUUCUAACACCGGUCUCCAAGAGACGAUUACGUUGGAUUUCCAAGGCUUUACGAAUGAAUGGAUUUCGCAAAAAAAAAUACAAGUACAAAAUAUUCUAAAUGAAUACGAGACUGCAAUGGAGUCUACACCAAAUGCAGUUAUGGCGCGGAGAGAUUCGUCACGUGUUAUCUCAACAGGCACUUCCGGUCCAGUCGCAGAGGUAGCGCCCACACAGCAAGUCGUGUUGGAGAAUGAACCAAUAAAAAAUGACGAAGCUCAAAUGCAGGAAAAACUAGCUCAACUUGAAGAACUACGUAAUCAAAAUGCUCUACUUAAUCUAAGACUUCGUGAAGAGCAAGAAAUGUUAUCACCUUCAGCCAACGGAAUCUUACAAAGGCCUCAGACGCCACUUUCGUUUUCGACAUCGAUACCGGAAGGACGUGGGUCGUCUGCUCGCGCCCCAGAAAGUGUUCGAGAGAGGUUGCUUGCAGAAUAUCGAGCAUUGCAAAACAGAAAACGAAAUAUUUACCAGCUCUUGCAACGAUAUAAAAGAUUAUUACUUUAACACAGUAGAAUUGGUAUCUGUGCAUUUAAAACUUUGAAAAUGCGACUGGUCUGUGUUGUGAAGAUUUCUUCCAGUGAACACUUAUAAAACAAACUUUGAUCGUAAACACUGUUUCAAAAUAACUUCUUUUCACAUGCUGUCUGGCGAACUCGACAAAAUAUAACCUGCACAGGAGUAGAAGCUUGUCUAUUGAUAGACAUGUAAAAACGAAAUUCAUGCGACAAAAAGAUUUCUAACACAUUGAACCUUUUUGUUGGAGCGAUACGUGUCUCAUGUGACAGAGAAUAUAAGGAAUGUCUAUGCAUUGUGGUAAAUAUUCAUGACAUCUUGUUUGUAAUCAUGUUCGGAUAAUUGACAUCUGAUCUAAGAAUGAGAAAUGUCCUUAAAUUCAUGUAACUAAAACAUUCGUCUUUUCAAAUAACAUGAUCUUUUUUGGUAUAUUUUGUCUUGAAUAAUGGAAAAUCAUGGAACUUAUCACCAACAAUUGCUGCGACACGGGAUAUCCGUAGUUAAGGUUUCAACCGGAUGUUCGUGACUUUCAGCACUAUGCAAUGGACCAAUCACUACUGAUAUAACAAAGCGUAGAAAGAAUGACACAGAUCCCGGAAAGAACGUCGAACCCGAUCCCUUUCGGUUGGUUCACGCUUUUAUUAGCUGCAUAACUGUCGUUCUCUGCUUCAUCUGUCCGAAUUUUCUCAAGCAGAGAACUACGCUACCA